Messenger RNA from Pomacea canaliculata, 7026 nucleotides. RefSeq lists its product as uncharacterized. Gene Ontology annotation, biological process: G protein-coupled receptor signaling pathway. Bases 1298 to 5449 code for a protein of 1383 amino acids. Gene Ontology annotation, molecular function: adenylate cyclase inhibiting G protein-coupled glutamate receptor activity. NCBI's taxonomy places the organism in Eukaryota, Metazoa, Mollusca, Gastropoda, Architaenioglossa, Ampullariidae. The record is from RefSeq and is a predicted model, not a curated record. Gene Ontology annotation, cellular component: membrane. The transcript is spliced from 16 exons.
AAAAGUUUGUUGUGGUGGUGGGUGUUAGAGAAAGCUAAACUUUCGUCCUUGUUAUCAGUGUUUUUCUCACUGAUAACAGCUACCCGGCCUUGACGCUAAAGGUGCGCAGUCCGCUCUGACAGCUCAGGUAAUAGACCUUACCUACCCACUCACCCGCACCGCACUCGUCACUACCCUGAAGCUAGCAUUCGAUCAGCGAUUUUCCAGUUUUCUCGACAUUUUCUCGACACCUUCCACUCCCCUUCCCUCCCGUCACAACUUUUUUUUCAAGGUAGCCAGGCGAUCCGUGGGAAACUGUCUCUAGCCAUCCUACUCAUGUCGGGUGUCGCAGACGACAGGUACAAACACAAACUACAACGGUAAGGGAAAUAACCUCGGCAGUACCAGCGUGUCCGGAAUGUGGUCAGGAUGCGUGCUUUGCCUCCGGGGUCAGAGGUCAACAGCUUUAUUUUUCGGUUGCCCCCGAGCUAACUCACCCGCCAUCCGGGUUCGCGCAUGCGUGCCUGCUGUGGGAAAGCCUGUGUUCUGCUCUUGCUGCCAGUGGAUGGGUGGAUGUCUCUAAAGACAACAGACUUCUCUAGCGAACCUCGUGCGGACCGGUGAAGGCUGUCGGCGGAUGUAAGUACAUGUACUGUACACACCUGUGGCAAGCCCAGUAUGUCGAGGUUAGCUUAGGGAAGACAAGACGAAGUAGACAUUUUCGUUCUCAGCGGUGUGUGCUAUGUGAUCGUGGGAGUUACUAGCGACUCGGACAGAUGACUGAAAUCGAAAGAUUUUUUAGAGGAAGUCUUCCCCCGGAAGUAAAUGAUUCACUGAAAGGGUUUCCUGCAGGUCAUUCACCAUGCAUGAGCCCUGUGUCACGACUCAGUCACGAGAAGUAGGACACAGUGACGGAGCUCACGACUGGGCUGUGACGUGUGUGACGUUUUGAAAAUCAAAGCCAGCAACAACAUGAAAGGCGUUGGUGACGUUGUGACGAUGACGCACACACCAGGACGGUCCGAGUGCGGCGUGUCGUGAUGGUCAUCAUGGUUUCUAUGGCUACCGAUCGGUUUCCUCUGCGAAGGAACAGGCGUUGGUGGUGUGUGACGUCACGGACCAGCGUCUGAGCCUGACGCCCGCACGGCGUCUUCUAUACCACGUGACCCUCGUCGUCGUUUUGAGCACGUGUGUAGCCUUGGCGACCGCGGCGAACACGACCAAUGACGAGGGCUUCUGCCAGACCCGUUAUCUAAGCUCCGGUGGCAACGUGUCGAGAGUGACGUCACAAGCGGUGGGCGUGGCCGCCAUAUUGGAGAUGCGGUCCCCCGCUGGGAGGCAGUGCGGAGAGGUGUCUGGGGUGAACCUGCAGGUCGCAGCUGCCCUGCUGUGGGCGGUACAGCUGCUCAAUGGCGACCUUUCACCUCAAGGGGACUCCUUCAUUCCAGGCAUUCACCUAGAACUUCAGGUAUAUGAUGAUUGCAGUCAAGAAAUUCUAGCGGCCAGACUGGUCAGUGAGGUGCUCAACAUUCACCCCAACAACUGUGUGCUGGCACGACCACCUUUAGCAGGUGUGAUAGGUACAAGUAUCAGCCCUACAACCACUCGAAUUGCCAGCCUUCUAGCCGACACUCACGUUCCUCAGUUCGGGGUGUCGGCGACCUUGCCCGAGCUGAGUUACUCCUCUCUUUACCCGUCUUUUUUCAGGACAGUGCCCUCUGACCUCAUGCAGAGUAAGGUACUAGUCCAGAUGGUCACGCGACUCAAGUGGAAUUACGUGGCUGGAAUGUAUACACGUGACAACUACGGCACACAAGGUUUCCAGGAGUUCAAACGACUAGCAGCAGAGGCCGGAAUUUGCAUCUUUCGAGAACAAUCCUUCUUGCAUUCUGACUCGGACAUGGAGGAUCAAAUGGAAGUGUUCGUUCGGAUGCUGCUGAUUGACAUGGUGAACACGGGGAACAGUCUCGGGGUUGUGUACUUCGGCCAGAGUCUUGAGGCUCGCAGACUCUUCCAGAUGAUCCAGGACCGGCGGGCAAAGUGGCACGACCAGCAGAAGUUCAAUCAGAUCCACUGGGUGUUUAGCGACGGGGUAGGCACGUCCGUCGAAGUAGCGAAAAGAAUCACCGAGUAUUCCAGCACCUUCUUGUCUAUCAGCCCAGCUCCACUUCCGCUACGCGACUUCCGGCGAUUUUUUGUCGAUCUUCUCCGCUCUUCGCAGAAGCCAGACCCCUACUGGUCCACCCUCCUGGCGGAGUACAUCGCACAGAAACUUCCGUGUGAUCCCGGGGCUUCAAGCUCGUGUGACGUGGAAAUGUCAUUCCACAUCUCCGACUACCUGCCAGCAGCCCUGGACGCCAUUUACAGCCUGGCGGCGCUGCUGAAGACGGCGCACAAAUUGAGGUGUCCAGGUGGAGGUCUUUGCCCGGAGCUAAUGGAAGCUGUCAGGGGAGGACUGCUGCAGAGUGUUCAGCCCACGGCUUUGAACUACUCCGAGUUCUUCGACAACGACUACGUGCCCGAAGAGUUCCGGAACAACCGGGUCCUGGUGUCGAACGAGUACGGCGACUUUGUUGCAGCGAAUAUGCCGCUGUACUACAUCAGCAUGGCACGCAGCGGUGCCUGGAAAAAGAUUGGAGAGUACACCAACGGCUCAGUUAGCAUCGACGCCAGCGCCGACUUCACGAACGUUGGCUCCUCGGAGUGCCGUACAUCCUGCACCCAGUGUCGCCGCUCUGACACCUCGGUCUUCUACCACCAGCCAGGUGAUCUUUUGCUGCUAGGCCUGUAUUCGAUACACAAGCCAGAGUCGCCCACCAGCUUCCGGUGCGGCCAGUACCGAGGUCAGAGUUCAUCGGUUGUGGCGCUGGAAGCUUUUCUGCAGACUCUGCAAGCGCUGGCCGCAGACGAGGGGCACCAACCCGGGGUGGCGUACCCGCGCGUGGGAGGGUUGGUGCUGGACGACUGCUACAACUCGCUGACUGCGGUGUCGCUGCUGUCGGGGUUAUUUAGUAAGAAGAUCAACUUGACAUCCAGUUCGACAGGGGAGGUAAUAGACAUGGACAAAGUUGUGGCCGUCAUCGGUUCCCAGUCCUCGACUGUCACCUUGAGCUCGCUAAGCGUGCUGACGCCUUUGCGCAUGCCCAUGAUCUCUUACUCGUCCACUUCCGCUGACCUUAAUGACAGAGUUAGCUACCCUUUCUUCUCCCGCACUGUGCCCAGCGACUCUGUGCAGGCACGCGCUCUGCUGAACCUGGCGAAGCUGAUGAAUGUGACGUAUCUGGGGGCCUUUCAUCAAAACAACAACUAUGGCAUACGAGGCAUGCAAAGUUUCAUUGCAAUGGCGGAAGAAGCUGGUGUUUGCGUAGAAACUUCUAUACCUUUGGAGGAAAGUACGAGUCAAGUCGAGCUGCUGUCUCAUCUGAGAUACUUAGGUAACCAAGAUGUUAAGGUCAUUGUAGCGUUUGUGACUCAGCCAACGGCUGUCAACAUUUUGGAUGCUCUACAAGGUUACUCUGUCAACUUUGUCUUCCUGGCCAGCGAGGCCUGGGGCACAGGCCCGGGCACUCUCCAGGGUGUGAGAGGCAUGAAGGCGCGCGGCUCCCUGGUGUUGACUGUUGACACCACCAGAGAAGUCGGCGGGGUGGACAUGGAGACUUACCUGAGGGGACUGACACCUGCUUCGGCAAUCACCGACACUUGGACACGUGACAUGUGGGAGGCACUGAUGAUGUGCAACCUACCUGGCAGCUUCGAGAACGAGUACCCCAGCCCCUGCAACCAGUCGGCCCGUAUUCUAGCUGACACCGUGAAGACGCUGGCCCACGACCAGAAGGUGGUUCAGACCAUCAACUCUGUCUACAGUGUGGUCAACGCCCUUCGAUCACUGUGCAGUUCUCAGAGCUCCCAGACAGCGGCUGCUGAGUGUGCCGCGCGAGUGGACGGCGAGGGGCUAACGAGAGCGAUACGGACGGUGGAGCUGCGGGACAAGUCUGGCCAGACUUUCCGGCCGUUUCUGGACUCUGGCAACGGCAACACUGGCUUCACGGUGUACAACGUGCAGAAGACUUCCAGUAGCGGAUAUGCCUACGUCAAGGUGGGUAGCUACGACCCGUCAACCGGACUGAACGUGCAACGAGGUGACCUCGUCUUCUACAACCAGCUGGGACAGCCUCAGUCCGCGAUAAUCUCCUCGUGCGCCCACAAAGACCGCUGCGCCAUCUGCAACAACGCAGAAGUCACGGCGACCCCAGGCCCCUUGGCGCAGCCCACAUCGCUAAAGCAGGACAACAGCGGACCUUUGGUGGCCGGGGUGGCAGUGCUAGGCGUGGUCUGCAUCUUGCUGCUGGUGUUGCUGGGCGUGGGUGUGCUGCUGGCCCGCCGCAGCAGGGUCUUGACGCUGAAGAUCUUCGGGCGGUACGGCAGACGGAACGGUGCGCACACCAACGGUAACAACGGCCUCGAGUCACGACGAGACCCAGGGAGGAUCAACUCGGCCUUUACCCCCACGUCCCCGCGAGUAAGCCUGCCGUUACCUCCCUUGCCGACCGGAGACUACGAUCGCUGCAGCCUCUCUUCUCCUUCACCGUCCACCAAUUCUCAAGCAGCCCGCGAGCCCACGCCAAGUCUGAGAGGACAAACCUCGCAACAGUCUCCUAGCAGGAUGCAACACCCACAGUUUGAAAAUCUGCAACAAACAGAAGCUUUCCGGUUGCAGGAACUGUGGCCCCGACAGCGACAACAACAACAGCAGGAGGAGGAGGAGAAUGUCAGUGGUCUUUGGACAGAAUCACAGGGCAGGCCCAGAUCCUCGUCGACACCGCGACCAGUGAGGCCCAACUUUCUGCCUCUUCGGGAAGCUCGCCAGCUGGAUAAUAAUCACUCGUGCAGCUCCGAAUGUCUCGGAGUGGGUCAAAAGUCACAGAGAGACAACUUCAGGCCGCGGGCCUGGAGCGACGAUGCCGCCGCUGGAAAAAGACUGGGGAAGCUGACGGAACUGGACAGACAACUCAUAGCUUAUUUCAUCAACAGGCAGAAACAGGGUGUCAACACGAGCAGUGGUGUCCAGGAUACGUCAGAUCCUGUUCGACGUGAUCAGUUGACAGCUUUGGGAGCUCAGUACCAAGGUCAGCAGAGAAGGCAAAGCUCCCCUCAGCAUGCUAACCUACAAACUAUGCUUCUUCCUCCCCCUACUGAAGAUGCCAGACCGACGACGCUCCAGGCCAGUCGUCCCCACCCUGUCACAUAUGUACCUGUACCGGCAGGUGGAGCCCUAGGGCAUGGGAUGUACUUGCAUGCGAUUCCUAGCUGUAACAGCAGUCUGUACUUGCACGCCGUCGCAGGGUCGUGCACUGGCCUUCAGACGCCAAACAUCCCAAAAUCGGGAACGGAAGGACAUUCAACUUCCGCCGGAAGUGACGUCGCAUCUCCAGGGCACUUCGUGACUUUCGCCUGUCUCUCCACAGUCUGACGCUAGUAGCUCUGUGUUUGACAGUCCUAAAGAGCGGAAUGAUGUCGCUCUUUUUGCUGACAACCGCAGCAAGGACGGCGGAAAUGGAACUCGAACUCCCGAGACAGCAUUUCAAAGCGCAGCACCCCACCUGCGCAUGCGCGAAUGCCGAUGCAGUCACUAGUGUAGGCAGGUUCUGGAAGGACUCGUCGCAGAACGCUGCAGCGUGUCGCCCAGUGGCAUCGCCGGAGAUGCUGCACCAGGUGGCGACAGUGCCUCUGGAUCCUUCUGCACGAGAUCCGGGGGAAGUGUCCGGCCGAACUGUAAUGCCGGUCUUGGUUUCACCGACAGGUGCUGGGUCUGGUCAGUGCAGCAUCGUGUAUGUGCCAUAUGCCAUCGUGCCGCAGCAGGAUUUAUCCCCAUCAUGGCAAGGGCAGACAAACGACACUCGACUCGCUAGUGCCAGUCCCAGAGUUACCGCCCCUAACAGAAGGCCGAGGCUCGGGACUGGGACGCUGAGAGAUCCGCGGUUUUCAACUGGCAUCGCAAAAAGUAACAGCAUGUCCCAGCAAGGGGCAGCAUUGACACCAGUGACUUACCCGGCAAACACCCCCCCGGCAGACAUAUUGUCGCCGACUGGCGGUGGUGCAGCAGACUGUGAGAGCUUCCCGUACAUUCAGGGAUACCAGCUUACACCCGUGCCACCCCAGUGCGGGCCUGUCUUAACAAACUCCAACAAUUCGAAUCAGUCGUCUACUGUUGAUUCCGGUACUGGCGAGGAUCUACCCGCCACUUACAUUCAGGACGGAGAGGUAGCUGUGGUUAUAUAGACGAGAAACUGCUUAGCCUUUAUUGUGGAAAUUACUUCUUAAUAAUAAAUAUGUGAUUUAUAUAACGCACAAUAACGAUCACGAAUGAGCGUGCACUCAAGUAGGAGACAUGAACAGAUUACGAAGGACUGAAGGAGAAACAACCAUGCAGACAAGUAAUAAAAUGCAGACAUAGAAGACGCAAAGAAGAAUCAGGGAACAAACAGUAAGGAUGGAGUGUGUCAGAAAUCUGAAGAGAAAGACGAACAGACCGACUAAUCAACUGACUAUUGACAACUAUGUUGAUCGGUUGAAGGAUUAAUGCUCGUGGAAGAGAUGUAUCUUCACAAAAGGUUUGUGCGUGUAAGUGUCUGUCUCUUUCUUUCUCUCUGUGUGUGUGUGUGUGUGCGGUUUUGUACACUGGUCGAACAUAUACUACCUUCAUUUCUUCGUGCAUUAUAAAACAAAAUGUUUGCAUGUUUUCUUACUUGGACCAUAAUCUUUAUCAUCAAUAUAGUUACCCCCUCCCUACCCGACACACCACCUUCCAUCGUUCCCCUCCUGUUUUUAAUGCGCUUCCUACCCAUCCUCCACCCCUCAUAAUGCAUCAAAGAACUUUUAGUGACUUCUGCCCUUAGGCCCAGCCUGACACACGUUUAUCUUUUUAUAAAUGCAUUAUUUAAAAUGAGUAAGCUGUUGCGAAAUUUCUGUGUGCAUGUGUGUGUAUAUAUAUAUUUCAUAUUGAUAUUUAUGGACGAGACGAUUGGCAUUAACAGUAUUGCAAAACAA